Vespula pensylvanica (western yellowjacket) is the source of this 2359-nucleotide messenger RNA. It is a transcript of the gene Pus10, whose product is annotated as tRNA pseudouridine synthase Pus10. Lineage: Eukaryota; Metazoa; Arthropoda; Insecta; Hymenoptera; Vespidae. The record is from RefSeq and is a predicted model, not a curated record. The coding region runs from base 256 to 1773 and encodes 505 amino acids. Gene Ontology annotation, molecular function: pseudouridine synthase activity; RNA binding. Gene Ontology annotation, biological process: tRNA pseudouridine synthesis. The transcript is spliced from 7 exons.
AGGGCGUCGUGUGUGGUACGCUUUACAUUCUACAAGGUGUAUCGAAAUAUACUCGAAGGCACUUCUAAAGAUUAGUGCGAAUUUAUAUCGAUUCGGAAUUUCUAUGUAAAGUGGUAAAAUGAAGAUAUCGUUUAUAAAGUAAUAAUAAAACAACUCUCUUUGAAAGAUUCGAUACGCAAGAAGAGAACAAAAUAUUGAUACUUCAAAGCAUUGCUGUUACAUUUAAGAUUGAAAAAGAAUUCAUUGAUAUCACCAAUGACUUUCGUUCUAACGGAAGAAGAAAGGAGAAUCUUCGAUUUAUUGAGGUUAGAAGGAUGUUGUUUGAGAUGUUGUUUACGCUUCACCGGAUGCAGAAACGCUAAGUAUUAUCAAGAUCUUGCCGAAUUGGAACACCUUGUACAAUAUUCGGAAGUAAACAAACUAUACGCCAAGGGGGAAGUCCUUCCUUGUAUCGCAUGUUUAGGCAUUCUUCAACCCAAAGCGGAAGAAAGUGUAAUAGAAAGAAUAGUACAAGAAGUGAAGAAGCAAAACUACGAUUGUCCGACCUUUACUUGCGCUUUAACCGUACCAAUAUCUUUGUGUCUCAGAGAAAGGUCGUUGCACAUUUAUAUCGCCAAAAAGUUUGACCUAACCAAAUCGGACUUUAAUAAUCUCAAGUACAAAACCCUUAAUGUUAAAGACGUAUGGAAAUGGAUUGCGCUUCCUAGAUUGGAAGAUAACAUAGAAAAACGUCCAGAUUUAACGAAGCCCUCUCCGUUUUUACUAGAAAUUUGUUUCUUAUAUGCAUGCGACGAAAACGAAUGUUGCGCAUUAUUAGACAAAUUGGGAAAUAAUCAUAACAAAUGUUCAGAAAAAAAAAGAAAGUAUGACAACAAUAAAUACAGUAGAAAACACAUUGAAUCUGUGAUGUCCAGUACAACAGACGAAAUAUUUGAAAAGUAUUAUCUAUUUCCGCCGACUCGACCAGAUUCUUUUAUAAAUAUUGGGAACGUUUUGUGUUCUCACAGUAGUAUUUUCAUAGGAGGACGCUAUAACAAGCUUUCGCGACAGCUCAGUCAAACGCCUUGGUUCAUCAAUGGUGAAAAAAAAAUGGAAACAUCCGUGCAAGACAUAUUGUGCGAACCGAUUGCCAAAGCUGUUAAAGCCGAAUCAAUCAAAUUUUUAUCUUCUGGAAGAGAAGACGUCGACGUAAGAAACAUACAUUCUGGCAGACCGUUCGCGGUCGAAUUAAUAAAUCCUCGAAUUACGAAGAUAACUUCUGAACUUUUAUCAAAUUUAGUUACUAUCAUCAAUGAUAGUUCUACGCAAGUGAAAGUAACGACUAAUUUGAAGUUACUAAAUAGGGACGAUUUAAAAAAAUUAAAAGAAGGUGAAAAUGUUAAAACAAAAUUUUAUCGAGCACUUUGCGUAUGUCGCAAAGCACCACAAGACAAAUCAUGCCUUGAAGCUUUAAAUAAAUUAAAAAACGUAAAAAUAAUUCAAAAGACACCGAUCAGAGUUCUGCACAGACGUCCGUUGACUCCCCGUGUGCGUUUCAUAUACGAUAUGCGCGCUCGAUGGGCAAAACCACAAGAAUUAAAAAAUUUACCAAACGCACCCACCGACGACAAUACUUUUUUUGUAUUGGAUGUAAAAACACAAGCAGGUACUUAUGUCAAAGAAUUCGUUCAUGGAGAUUUUGGACGAACGAAGCCAAGUUUAUGCGAUCUAUUGAAUACGGAAGUAGACAUUGUCGCGUUAGAUGUUACAGGCAUCAAUUUAAAUUGGCCAUAAAAGAUCGUAUAAUUUAAUUCUCCCUCUAUCUCUCUUUUUCCGAGAGGAGUUAUAAAUAUAUAAAUUUAUAUAUAACAUCGUAUCGCAUCCCGUCUACGAUUUUAUACAAGAGGAUAUGUAUGUAUAUACACACGUCGUACACGCAUUCACCAAAUAAAAAUGUAUCCUUAGCGUUUUAUUACUCUUACGAUUAGUUUUCCGAGCGCUCCUGUGUAUAUAUGCAUAUAUAAAGUUUAUAUAUAUGUACGUAUAUAUAAAAUCUUGAAGCAUUAUUUUCCGUUAUCCUAAAUUUGUUGUUGAUAUAUAUAUAUAUAUUUGGUCAUAUGUAUAAAAAUUAUUACGCAUUUAUACAAAAUGGAAUACAACGAGCAACUAUCGAUCGAGCGAGCCACGAGGCUACUUUAAAUACGAUUAUAUUACUUUAUAUACACGCAACGUUUGUACAAUAUCAUUUUGGAUUAUUCUUAUGUUCUUGUAUCCAAAAAUGUUUCUUUACAGCUGCCAGUGAUAUUCUUUCAGAACCUUUCCUUUUGAUUAGCUGAAAUUAUGAGAAAAGAAAUUGCAAAUAAAAUGUUUUUACUGGCAA